Messenger RNA from Spodoptera exigua (beet armyworm), 1580 nucleotides. The record is from the annotation of a GenBank genome assembly. Lineage: Eukaryota; Metazoa; Arthropoda; Insecta; Lepidoptera; Noctuidae.
CCGCGUACUUUUUUCCAACCAUUUCUAAUUUCGACACCGUCAAGAGCGCACGUGUUAAAAUUAUUUAAUUCUUUUUUUUUCAUAUUUUUAUUUUACAACUGACUUUUACCGCUUUUUUAUUGGCAGUUACAAUGAUUAAUAGUGAUGUUUAUGAAUCGUUAAAUAUCAAUACGUUUCGCGGUAUAAUUUACGCGUAACAUCAGCGCAAAUUGUGCGUUGUGGAAGAAUGAAUUGAUUGUUGUCGUGUAAACUAAUGACUAUGACGCGUGUUAGCUGCUGUGUUUUAAUUAUAUUUUUAACGGCGAUCUUUAUGGACAGCUGUGAUGGCUACAGCCCGAGAGAAUGUGGUGUACCAUUGAGGCGGCACACGCGUCAACCCCGUGACAGGACCCCAGGCCAACUCCGCAUCAUCAAGGGACGGGAAUCCAAAAGAGGAGCCUGGCCUUGGCAGGUGUCACUUCAACUGCUGCAUCCAAACUACGGUCUGAUCGGACACUGGUGUGGUGGUGUGCUGGUGCAUCCGAUGUGGCUGCUGACUACUGCUCACUGUAUACACAAUGAGCUAUUCAAUCUACCAGUGCCAGCGCUUUGGACAGCAGUGCUGGGAGAAUGGGACAGGGCUGAGCAGAAAGGAGCCUAUGUGCCUAUUGAGAAGAUUGUUCUACAUCAUCGGUUUCAUAACUACCAGCAUGAUAUUGCACUUAUGAAAUUAACAAGACCAGCAGACGUCAGCACAGGAAGCCGGAUUCGCACCAUCUGCUUACCACCAUUCGAGCCACCAAUAGGCACUUUUGAAACAGACAAAAGCUCAUCUUUCUACCUCCGUCCAGAAUCCUCAACAGAACCACCACGAAGAAAGCCUAAACCACCAAAACCAAAGCCAGAUACUGCUGUCAAAUAUCUUGAGAAACUGAACAAUCUGACUAAGAAUAUCUUCUCAGGAUUAGUUAAUAAGAAACAUAAAAACAUGAGGUAUAAUGUUAGAGUAUCGAAUGAUUCAAAUAGACAGACAGACAGGAAAAACGGAGAUGAAUUGAGAAAGUCUGACAACGAGAGAGGUAAUAGUGAUUUAAUCUAUGACAGUGCUACACUGGAUAGUGUAGUCAAACUUAUAAGGAAUAGUCUUCUAAAAGAUGAUUAUAAAGUAAAUAUAAAUAGGAGUGAUAAAAAACUUAUGUUUGGUGAAGAAAUCGAUCCGUUUAUUGAUGACAACAACAGACUAGACUUCAAAGAUGAAUGUUAUACUACUGGAUGGGGUAGAGAACAGACUAAUGGAACGUUGACAGAUGUUCUGUUGGAAGCAGAGGUGCCGGUUCUACCUCUAAAUGUCUGUAGGGAGAGGUACGCUCUGACUCUUCCAUUAAAUGAUGGUCAUUUGUGCGCUGGGAGCACAGAUGGCAGCACAGGAGCUUGUGUGGGUGAUAGUGGUGGUCCUCUCCAGUGCCGAUCUGGCGGCCGAUGGGAGCUACGUGGCCUGACAUCGUUUGGGUCUGGCUGUGCUCGACGCGGCGUGCCUGACGUCUACACCAAUGUUGCUCAUUAUGUCUCCUGGAUCUAUGCUCAUGUUUACGCUAGUUAAU